Penicillium roqueforti is the source of this 1359-nucleotide messenger RNA. RefSeq lists its product as uncharacterized. Gene Ontology annotation, cellular component: Fanconi anaemia nuclear complex; FANCM-MHF complex. The coding region runs from base 1 to 1359 and encodes 452 amino acids. The record is from RefSeq and is a predicted model, not a curated record. Gene Ontology annotation, biological process: resolution of meiotic recombination intermediates; replication fork processing. NCBI's taxonomy places the organism in Eukaryota, Fungi, Ascomycota, Eurotiomycetes, Eurotiales, Aspergillaceae. The transcript is spliced from 4 exons. Gene Ontology annotation, molecular function: chromatin binding; protein heterodimerization activity.
AUGUCAACUUCUACACCCAACGCGCGUGGCCGUCGGUCACCAUUUGGGACCGCUACCCCAUCUGGGGAAACAACAUUGACCGGACUUCAACGCCUUCCUAUCCAUACCCGAUACCCUCUUACGCCAAGUCGACUUGUCACCGCAACCACCCCAGGCACCCAACGGUCCGCCUCUCGAGAUACACCACGCCCUCGAGGCGUGGGUGCUCCAGCAACGCCACAUGUAAUCCGUGCCCGGCAACAACGAGCGGCGAAUACCCCUGGUCGGGAUCGCCGACGAAGCGGCAGAGUGCAGCGGGAGACUACAUUCGAUAUUCUCAGAAACCUGGGCAAAGCGCUCGCUCCUGUAUCUCAACCUAUCCGAUCCUCGCCGCAGGAGAAGCCAGAGCCUAUAGAGGAGCCAAUUGAUGAAUUUGAACAGCUUGAUAAUGAGCCGGAAAUCGAGCGACCACGGUUAUCAUUGCCUAUUCAAGAGUCUGAGGAAGAAGGCGAUGAAGUCAGUCCUGAAAUGAACCCCCCGAGGAUGUCUCUCGCCUUCGCAGAGGAGGAUAUGGAUAUGACUUACCGGUCUGUCGAAUACCCUCGCGACGCUAGCGUCAGAGACCGGGACCGUUUAUCUAUGAUGAGCCGAGCUACCGGAAGAAUCAGUGGAGAUUUCGACGAGACGAGAUUAGAGAGCGAUGAUGCAGACGAAACUGGUAUUGUGGGCGAGGAUGAUGAGGCAGAGGAUACAAUGAUGAGUGGGGGCGACUUUGAUCGAGGGGGAGAGACGGAAGACCUGGGUCGCUUCCACUUUGAUCUUAACUUUCCAUCUCCUGCAGCUGCCCCGCUUGAAUAUCCCGCUGACGAAGAUAUGAACGAUAUGGAGGGUUUCGAACUGUCCACCGCGGAGCAACCCCAAGCUCCAUCAGACGAUGAUGAUGACGAUGUUGGAGGUGAUUUUGGGUUUGGACUCGAGUUCCCACCCGCAGCAUCCCCCAGUGAGAGCCCCGGCAUCGUUGGAGGUGGAUUGCGAGAUGAAGCUAUCCCAGCCCAGGGAAAGCAAAAGAAGAUUUCACGACAUGGAAUUCCUGUCCCAAACUUGCCUGCAGGUGUGGUAAAAAAGCUAGCGACUCGCUUCGCGCGUUCGGGGGCUGGAUCAAAGGCAAAAAUCAACAAGGCCACACUGGCCGCCAUCGAGCAAGCGUCCUCUUGGUACUUUGAGCAAGCAAGCCAAGAUUUGGCUGCGUAUUCAAAGCAUGCGGGACGGAAGACCAUUGAUGAGAGCGAUGUCACCACAUUGCUGAGGAGGUCAGUUUCAAUGGAAGCCAACCAGCGCAUGGGAGUAAUUGCUGACUUGUUCCAGGCAACGCCAUAUUAA